Molecule: messenger RNA, 1756 nt
Organism: Cyclopterus lumpus (lumpfish)
Lineage: Eukaryota; Metazoa; Chordata; Actinopteri; Perciformes; Cyclopteridae
Gene: smim22
Product: leucine rich repeat containing 2
Exons: 10
Coding region: 52-1215 (387 amino acids)
Molecular function (GO): protein binding
Source: RefSeq, a predicted model, not a curated record
CAAGCUGACGGGAGCAGACUGCAGGACGUUAACAGGAACUCAGCAGCAGAUAUGGUUCUGGGCAGGAGUCUGGAGGUGCCGGUCAGUGACUUGUCUCUGCUCAAAGACAUCUGGGAGGUCCGGGUGAAGAAACACCGUCAGAGACAGAAGAAGGAGCAGGACAGGCUCGAGCAGAGCGCCCUCCCCAAGAUCGACCAGCAGUGUCAGUAUCGUAUUUACUGUAAAACUCUGAAGACCAAAGAACUCAACCUGCUGCAUCGUUACCUGGAGAGAUCUACACUGACUGGUACACAGGCGAACUCAGAAGCAGAGCAUCUGGAGCAAGAGGAUCCAGAGCAGAGCAGACUGGUCUUCCAGCUGGAUGGAGACCAGUGGACGGACUUCCCCAGAGAGCUGCAGUGGAGGACGUACCUGAGAGAGUGGCACGUCAGCGGGACGAGGAUCAGCCGGCUGCCAGCGUUCCUGUCUCUGUUCACUCAGCUCACCGUCCUGGAGAUCCCCAAGAACACCAUCACAGAGCUGCCUCCAGAGAUCGGUAAACUGGCGGCUUUGAGGGAAUUGAACGUGAGCUUCAACCGUUUGUCCAAAGUUCCUCCAGAACUCGGAGACUGUGAGAACCUGAAGAGACUCGAACUCACGGGGAACCACAACCUGUCGGAUCUGCCGUUCGAGCUGAGUGGCCUGAAGCAGCUGGUUCACCUGGACGUGGCAGAGAACCGCUUCGUGUCGAUCCCCAUCUGCGCCCUGAGGAUGAGCGGCCUGCAGCUGCUGGACCUGAGCGACAACCUUCUGACCGACCUGCCGCAGGACAUGGACAGGCUGGAGCAGCUGGUCACUCUGUUCCUCCAGAAGAACGAUGUCUCUUAUCUUCCUCAUUGUCUCGCUGAAAUCACCACACUGAAGAUGAUCGUCGUCAACGGAGACGCCCUCACCUGCUGCCCCACCAGACUGUGCAGGAACCCCGACAUCAAGUUCAUCCGACUGCGCGACCGCGCGAGUGCAGAGAAGAAGAAGAAGAAGGAAGAGGAGAAGAAGAAGAAGGAAGAGGAGAAGAAGAGGAAGAGGUGGAGAGAGCCGAGGGAGGAAGAGGAGGAAGAAGAGGAGGUGAAGGACAGCAGAGAGAAGGAGUUCAUCGAGGCGUACGUCAGCUCCCUGAAGGACCGAGACACGGUCCCUGAAUCCACCACCAAGGUGUCCAUCUCCUGCCUCCUGUGAGGAAGAGGAGGAUGAAGGACGACCAAAACACAUGAAGGAAGAAGAAGAAGUUUGCACUGUUGCAAGAUUAUUUUAGAGUAUUAUGAGUUUCUGCAAUAGUUUUACAUAUUAAAAUUGAGUGUAUAAAAAAAAGAAUACCUUAAAAAAAUGUAAAUGUUUCAUUCCAAAAUGCAGAUUUCCAACAUUUGAACAGUUCGACGUCAAAACACUGAAAGUUCACAGCUUCGUAAUAACAGAGUUCACUAUUUAACGAUUUAAAUGUUGGUCCUUGAACAUCACACGCAGGGACUGGAACUUCAAUGGUUGAAGUUGUAAAAGUGACAAAACAAGAGAAAUGAGAUUGAACCAAAUAAAAACAAUUAUGAAUUAAUAAAUAUAAAUUAAUCUUAUUACAUUUAUUAUUGAUCAAGUUUAAAUUCAGUGAUUUUAUUUAGAAAAUGUCGUGUUUGUUGUUGAAUGAGUGACACUUUGAUUGAGAGUUGUGGUUAUUUAUUAUUAUUAAAUAAUAAAGCUGUUUUUGUCUGAUUUUCAAAAAGGUACA